AUGUGUUGGAAUAUAUUUAGUUUCCUAAUUUGUUAUUUUAAACAUAUCAUUAUUUCCUUUUAUUUCUCCUAAAAUCAAGGAGAUAGCCAGUUGUACUUUUAUUAUAAAUACCAGCCUUGAGCUGAGGAAUAAAUCAAUAAAGCAUUCUCUCAUAUUUUUAACAUGGUAUCACGAGACCUAGGUUAGGGUUAGAGUGCUACUGUAAAGCUUUCCACAACUAGUGGGGUUCGGGGCGACCCGUUCUUUUACCCGACCCAUUCCCAUACCCGUUUAGCCUCUCAUGGCCGACCACAACAAGUGGCCUUCCCUAGGCCAGGCCUAUACCGGAUCCUCGGUCAAUAACGAUGGCCAACCUGCAAGUGCUGGCCGCGGAAACGGAGGAGGUGGCCGCGUAGACGGAGCUGGCCGCGGAGACGGUGGUGGCCGUGGUGGUGGGAUACCAGACUUCGGAAAGAUACCAGACUUUAUCGCUACCAGUAGCGGUAAUGGCGGAAACAACGAAAACAGGAAUAAACCUGUUUAUGGUGACAGAGAUUUCAACACAGGCUUCAAAGACAAGGAGGGUUCCUCCCUCAAGGUCGAUAUUCCUAAGAUGAACGGGAAUAACUAUAAUCAAUGGGCCCAAACUGUUCGAUUGGUAUUGGAUGGCAAAGGAAGACUUGGUUUUUUGACGGGUGCUUUCGCUGAACCGGCACAAGGAGACCCACUUCACCAACAAUGGAAGUCUGAAAACUCCAUGAUUAUUGCCUGGUUAGUAAGCACUAUGGAACCUGGCAUAGGCAAGCCUUACAUGUUUUUGCCUUCAGCAAAGGAUGUGUGGGAAGCUGUUAAGGAAACAUAUUCUGAUAUCCAAAACGCCUCUCAAAUCUUUGGUUUAAAGUCACGAUUAUGGCAUGCUAAGCAAGGUGACCGGAAUGUAACUACUUAUUACAAUGAGUUGCUGACCUUGUGGCAAGAGUUGGAUCUUUGUUAUGAUGACAAUUGGAAAUGCGCAGAAGAUAGUGUUUUAUUUCUAAAGAGGCAAGAGAAUGAUCGUGUGUUCAUGUUUCUCGCUGGGCUGAAUAAAGACCUUGAUGAGGUAAGAGGUCGAGUUUUGGGAAAGGUUCCAUUGCCAACUCUUCGUGAAACUUUUGCAGAAAUAAAAAGGGAGGAGGCACGACAAGGAAUUAUGAUGGGCAAGACACCUCGCAUCUCUGAAUCUGAAGGCUCAGCUUUGGCAACUAGAAACCCCUACGAAGGAAAAAAACCAGACGAAGUUCCUCGAUGUGAUUACUGCAACCGCGAAUGGCAUACGCGUGAAGAUUGUUGGAAGCUCAAAGGCAAACCUCCUAACUGGACUCCUAAUUGGAAGAAGAAGAAAGGUGGUCGUGCAUUCCAAGCAAGUAAUUCUGAUCAAGGACAACAAUCUACUUCAACUCAGGGUCCAUUCACUACGGAACAACUAGAGAAACUGUUCAAACUCCUCGAGUCUCAAACUCCCUCUUGCUCUGUAGCAACAAAAGGAUUUGAACUCGGGAAAGAUGAUUGGCAGCGCUGAGGAGAGUGGAGGACUCUACUACUUUGACAUUGGAUCUGCAUCACAACUACCUUCUGAAACAAUAAGUUCCUGCUUUGAGUCUUUUUCUGUUUUGAAUAAUCAUGAUGACAAUAUUAUGUUAUGGCAUUUACGAUUAGGUCAUCCUAGU
Trifolium pratense (red clover) is the source of this 1685-nucleotide messenger RNA. RefSeq lists its product as uncharacterized. NCBI's taxonomy places the organism in Eukaryota, Viridiplantae, Streptophyta, Magnoliopsida, Fabales, Fabaceae. The transcript is spliced from 2 exons. The record is from RefSeq and is a predicted model, not a curated record. Bases 281 to 1537 code for a protein of 418 amino acids.